GAGAAUAUCUCGAUUUUCUCUUCUUCAUUUAAAUUCUACGCCAAGGAAUAUUACACAAUUUCCCAUAAAUUAUCUUUUGUUUAAUUAAAACAAACUAACUAACUAACUAAUUAACAUUGGACAUUGAACAGUGAUUGACCAACGCGUACUUUAAGCAUUCAGCACACGUAUACACAGUGAAUUAGAAUUCUUUAAGCAGGAAAAGGAAGAAUAUACAUAUAUACAGCGAAAAUGGCAUACUCUGGUUAUUCAACAGACAAUUCGGAUACUACUGAUCAAAAUAAUUCCCCAUCACAAGAUGAAAAGACCAAGUCAAAGACAAAACCUAAACGUCGUAAUAAUAAUCGUAAACGAUUCGCUAGAAUGCGUAAAUCAUGGAGAUUUAUGAAAAUGCGAAAAUUAUGGGAAAGAGAUAUGUCUAAGCAAAGAAGGAUAUCAGCACCAUUAAUGUCUAUCAAAGCAAACAAUAAACAAGAAUCUAUGACAGCAAGUUUACUAUUCAUGUUUGCAAUGGUUCAGUGUAUAUGUGGUUUUGUAUUACCAAUAUGUGAUUCAUUUGGAAUGAAAGGAGUUAAACGACGUGUUCAUGGAGAUCAUAAAUACUAUUUAGAAAUAUUUCUAAUUUCACAAUAUUGUGGAGCAGUUCUCGUACUUGCCUAUUUACAACUUUUAAUACAAAUUGGAACGAAAAAACAGGCGAAAUGUUCAGCUUCUAAUGAGUCCACAAAGUCAAAUAAUAAUUCAUGUGAACUAGUAGAUAAUAAGAAUAUGAUUAUAAGUGAACGUCCUGCAUUGACUGUACCGAAUUUAACAUUAAUCCCUAGUGAUGUGAAUCAUUCACCGACAGCGAGUAAUUCUGAUAAAAUCUCUGAUAUUGAAUCGACAACAAGUGAAAGACAAUAUACACCAUUAAUUCAAUUUUAUAAUAAUAAAAAUGUCUACAUUUCAUGGCAUCCAGAAGGCAUGAAUUUAUACAUGCGGUUAGGUGCAGUUGGUUUUGGACUAGGUGUUAUGAUUCAUGAUGGUUUCAAUCUGUCUUCUGUCUGGGAAGUCAGUGCACCAAUAUGUCAUAGUAAAUUAUGGAUACCAAAACAUAUAAUCAGAAUAAUAUGGGUUCUGUUGCAAACAUACUUCGUUUUCAAAUAUCAUAGGGUUAUAUUUCAUAAACACAGAGUAGCAGUCCGUUUUGCCUAUGCACAUUUAGCUACAAUCAACUUUUGUCAUUGGCUCAAAGUUGUUGUUGGUGAAGUUGCACAGACAUUGAAAACAACUAAUCCAAGUCAUCCUAUUCAGAUGAUAAAACUUUCGACUGGAAAUCAUAAUUAUACACAUAAUUUAUUCACUCUUAAAAAUAGUCUAUCCAACAAUGAUGAUACGCUGAAGCAGACAAGCGAUGAAAAUACUUCAAAACUAUUGAAUACAGUUUAAUUGCA
Trichobilharzia szidati is the source of this 1433-nucleotide messenger RNA. NCBI's taxonomy places the organism in Eukaryota, Metazoa, Platyhelminthes, Trematoda, Strigeidida, Schistosomatidae. The record is from the annotation of a GenBank genome assembly.